Molecule: messenger RNA, 1341 nt
Organism: Leucoraja erinaceus (little skate)
Lineage: Eukaryota; Metazoa; Chordata; Chondrichthyes; Rajiformes; Rajidae
Gene: dffa
Product: DNA fragmentation factor, alpha polypeptide
Exons: 6
Coding region: 16-1035 (339 amino acids)
Biological process (GO): regulation of apoptotic process; apoptotic process
Source: RefSeq, a predicted model, not a curated record
CGCCGGGCAGGGCGCAUGCGCGUUUGCAUCCGUCAUGGUUGUGAUGUCGGGCGGGACGCAUGCGCGCCAACACUCGCGGAAGCUGCAGCAGCAAUGGCGGCGAUGAUGGAGACGAGGGUCAGCAGUCGGCUGAAGGAUAAGUCUGACGAUAUCGGUGUUCAGCCUUUCCCCAUGAUGGGCAGCCGCCCGUGUAAGGUUAUCGGCUCCAGCCGCAAGGAGACCUUCGGUGUGGUCGCAGCGUCGCUGAGGGAACUGAGGGACACAGGAUCAAAAAAAUUAAACUUGGGCAAAGCUACACAGACACACUGUACAGUUGUGCUGGAAGAAGAUGGAACCAUUAUUGAUGAUGAGAAAUAUUUUGCCCACAUGCCAAAAGACACAAAGUUCAUGAUCCUUGGAGCUGGUGAAAAAUGGGUUCCAGAUGUCAAAAUUACGUCUGGCUCGAGUAAAUGGUUAGACUGUGUGGAUUCCGCACAGAGUUCCAGUAAUUGGAAAACUCUUGCCAAUCAACUCGUAAAUAACUUUGCCCAUAUUAUUACAAUGUCUGAUGGUAACUUGCAGGCACUGAUAGAUGUGAAAACUACGGAUCUGGCAAAGGAAUUGAAGGUGACUGAAAAACACGCUGAAAAAUUACAGGACUCCAUACAAUGUGCUCUUGAUGCCAGAGAGGAACGUCACCAAGCAUUGGAAGCACUCCAGCUGUUUGGGAACGUUUGUAAGCGGCAUGAUCCAACGGAGGCCCAGAAAACUGAAGUUGAUAGUGUAAGUGCCGGGGCCGCUCGCACUGACCAGCUGAGUCAACAUGUAAUUAAAGUCCUGAAACCUAAGUUUUCACCAGAGCUUGCUUUAUCAAUCAACGAACUACAGAUGGUUUUUGCAAGUAAGGAAGGGAAUUUGGCAACGGAUUUGAAUUGUUCCACUCAAGAAGCUAAGAAGUUGCAACAAGCCUGUAAGAGGGAAUUUGACAAGCGCUCGGGAAUGGCAGGCAGUGUUGAGCAGUUGGAGAACCUUUCUUCAAGGAAAAGAAAGAUGUGAAGCCUUGUGUAACACGCAGCCAAGAGUGCAUCUCAAUCCAGCAAUUUAAAAUUAUUUCCUCUUUGCCAGGAAAUGCUGAUUUUCAUUCAUCUUUCUUUGCCAUCCUUGAAGAUUGCUUGCAUAGAAAAUCAACCUAUUAUGUAAAUGUCUGUAUGGUAAUUGUGAUCAUUGAAAAUAUAAGCUAUAUUUUGUGUAGAUGAUUCUCUGCAUAAUCAAUCAGAUGUCCCUUAUCUCAUUGUGUUGACCUUUAUUUUAUAAACAGUUUGUGCCUUAGUCUACUAAUUAAACCAGUGAUUCUUCUACUAA